Messenger RNA from Hemibagrus wyckioides, 3386 nucleotides. RefSeq names its product serine/threonine-protein kinase 4-like. The transcript has 11 exons. Gene Ontology annotation, cellular component: cytoplasm. Gene Ontology annotation, molecular function: protein serine/threonine kinase activity; ATP binding. The record is from RefSeq and is a predicted model, not a curated record. Lineage: Eukaryota; Metazoa; Chordata; Actinopteri; Siluriformes; Bagridae. Gene Ontology annotation, biological process: protein phosphorylation; regulation of MAPK cascade; intracellular signal transduction. The coding region runs from base 292 to 1752 and encodes 486 amino acids.
UAUCUGGCAACCCAGUUUCUCUCACACUGCGGAACUCCCAACACGGGUGGAUUAGAAUUUAUUAGAAAAUAAGACUCUUCACAAAUGCUAGUUACUUAUUCAGUUCACACAUUUUACGGCUUACUAAAUAGUUUACACAUCCAUUAAGCUGAAAAAGAGUGUAAAGCCUGGAUAAUUUAGUCGUUUAGGUGCGGGUUUAAAAUGGUUUAACACCUGCGGUUAGCCACCUAGCAUAAAGUUCAAUUCAAAUGUCGGUAUUUAGAUAGGUAACGUUAGCAAUCAUAUCAAGUCAUGACGGAAACAAGAGAGCAGGUACAGCUAAGGAACAACCCUCGCAGGCAGCUGAAGAAGCUUAGUGAGGACAGUUUGACCAAGCAGCCUGAAGAAGUGUUUGAUAUAUUAGAGAAACUUGGAGAGGGGUCUUAUGGCAGCGUAUUCAAGGCACAUUAUAAAGAGACUGGGGAGAUUGUGGCAAUUAAACAGGUUCCUGUGGAGUCAGACCUACAAGAAAUCAUUAAAGAGAUCUCCAUUAUGCAGCAGUGCAACAGUCCGCAUGUGGUAAGAUAUUAUGGCAGUUACUUUAAGAACAGUGAUCUCUGGAUUGUAAUGGAGUACUGUGGGGCUGGCUCUGUGUCUGACAUUAUCAGACUACGAAACAAAACAUUAAAAGAAGAUGAAAUUGCCGCCAUUAUGCAGUCCACUCUUAAGGGACUGGAAUACUUGCACUUCAUGAGAAAGAUCCACAGAGACAUCAAAGCGGGAAACAUCCUGCUGAACUCUGAAGGACAGGCCAAACUUGCCGACUUUGGUGUUGCUGGACAGCUAACUGACACAAUGGCGAAACGCAACACAGUGAUUGGAACACCGUUUUGGAUGGCUCCAGAGGUCAUUCAGGAAAUUGGCUAUAACUGUGUAGCAGAUAUCUGGUCCCUGGGCAUCACUGCUAUAGAGAUGGCUGAAGGGAAGCCACCAUAUGCAGACAUACACCCUAUGAGGGCAAUAUUCAUGAUUCCAACAAAUCCCCCACCAACAUUUCGUAACCCUGACCAGUGGUCAGAACCUUUCAGGGAUUUUGUGUCACAAUGCCUGAUUAAAAAUCCUGAGAACAGAGCAACAGCGACACAGCUAUUACAGCACCCAUUCAUAAAGAAUGCUAAGUCCAAUAGUGUACUGAGAGCACUCAUUACAGAAGCUAUGGAGUUCAAAUUGAAGAAACAGGAAACUGAACAGAGGGAACAGGACACAGAGGAUGAAGAAAACUCGGAUGAAGAUGAAGUUGAUCAGGGUACAAUGGUGAGGGCCAGUGCAUCAGAUCUAGGAACUGUCCGUGCAGUUGGCUCACUUGGAAGUUCAUUGGGGACCAUGAUAGAGCACAACGACAGCACCUUGGAGUCUCAGCUUGGCACCAUGGUCAUAAACUCAGAGGAUGAAGAGGAGGAUGCAGGCACCAUGAAACAUCAUCAAGAAACAAUGCAGCCAGCUAAUGCAGUUAAACCAUCAUUCCUACAGUAUUUUGAACAGAAAGAGAAGGAGGACAACAAAAACAGUGACAAUGAUGGUCACAAACUGCCCACAGAAUGGGACAUGGAAGUGAUACGUUCCUUAAGUGUAGAGGAGCUAAGAAGUCGGCUGGCCUCUCUGGACCCUCAGAUGGAGCAGGAGAUUGAAGAAAUACACCAGCGCUACGAGGCCAAACGCCAGCCCAUUCUCGAUGCUAUUGAGGCCAAAAAGCGACGUCAACAGAACUUCUGAACCAGCUGAAGAAGCUCUUGAUGAUCCCUCAGCAAUGUUCGACAUUGUCAGUUACCUAUAAUGGUACCUGUGCCAGUCCCAGCUACACUUUUCCCUUUUUUUUAACUUUCAAUUCUGUCUUUGAAUUUGUUGUUUUAUUAUUUUUAAAAUCUGUUGCUGUAUCUCUACACCACUGUUGGUACUAGAUUGGUGUUACUGUGGGCUCAAAAUGCAGGGAACAACCUUUUGUCAUACACUGUUUGACUUACUGCACUUUUUUAAGACUUGUGUUACUUUAGCAUGUAUGUUAUAUGUUUUUGUCUAAAAUAGCUGUGAGUAGCACAAUUCACAAAAUCUAGUAGUCAUAAAACAAGCUAAUAAUUAUUUUGGAUGUUCUUAUUUUUAGUGUCUUAUAAAGCAGGCAACUAUAUAAAAAAGGUUUAUAGAGCUUGUUUGGUUGGUUGGUUGGUUGAUUGGUUGUUUUUCCUCUAACCAACAUAAAAAUAAUACAAACCAUGCAGUGUAUAUCUUUUUGAACACAGCCUCUGCUGUAUUGUCAAAUGACAUUUGCUCAAUAUAGGCACACCCAAGAAUGAUUGUGUGAAUAUGUAACUGGAAUUGUAAAACUAAAACUGGAACGGUAAAUCUGCCAAUUUGGAAAUAGAACUAUUCUACGAUAGUGAUAGAUGUAAAAUCAAACAUGUCUGCAUUUAAAAAAGAGUUGAGUAUUGAACUUCUUUACUAUCCACAGCUCAGUGUUCACAUUCAAGUUGGACAUAGUCUUCUAGCAGUGGCAGCAGUAGUACAUGUUAACAGUGUAGUCACACAGGCAUAAAAAUAAGGCUGCUUUCAGUAAGCAAUUCUUCUUUUUAUAGUUUCCCUGUAAUACAACCACAAAUAGUUUGCUGAUCUGCUGACAGCAGCCAACUCAAUACUACUACUUUUAAAUUCCAUUGUUUAAAAAAAAUAAUAAUAAUUUCACCUGUAGUUUAAGCAUCAACACUGUUUGUAAACACAUUUCCACAACUUCAUGUCUGUUAGAAUAUAUUUGAUAAAAUGGUGUAGUAAUUUAUAAAACAAAGCAUGUGCUGCAUACUGAGCUUUUUGUCAAAUGGUUAAUGUCAGAUCAGGCAAAGAUAAAGUUGGAAAGUUGACUAAAUAAACAAUUUUAUAUAAUAGUUUAUUUUUUGAAAGUUUUUGGAAGCUAGGAGGGCCUGAUAUUUUUGUAGCUGGAGUGUGUUUGUUCCUGCAAAUUAGACUCAGGUUUAAUUGACUCAGGAUAUAUUUGUAUGGCAAUCCAUAGCUACUGUGAAAGACUUUUAUAGUGCUUAUAUACUCCACAAAUCACCCCCCACCCCAUUAUAGUUUUGGAGGAUCAGCUGAAAAGCCUUUCUUCUUUUUGGAGUUUGUUACACACUGGAAUUACAUGACUCUUAAAUAGUUUUAUCAAACCUUUACAGUAGUAAUGCAUGCUGCUGCUUCGUUUUUUUUAAUGCGCAAUGUGAAUACAGAACCAAUGUCAGUACACCUCAUCGGUCCUAACACUGGUCCUGAACAAGGAUUUUGUCUGUGCCUUAAAUUAUGCAAAGUCUAUUUGCAAGUGUUUAAAAGUUGGAUUUGUUUUGUGUGAGAAAAAUAAACUGGAUUCAUUAUAA